Molecule: messenger RNA, 546 nt
Organism: Endocarpon pusillum Z07020
Lineage: Eukaryota; Fungi; Ascomycota; Eurotiomycetes; Verrucariales; Verrucariaceae
Exons: 1
Coding region: 1-546 (181 amino acids)
Source: RefSeq, a predicted model, not a curated record
AUGCACAGUGUUGCUCUCAACGGCGUUCCUUCCAACACCAACGCAAGUCCUCAUUCCACGUGGGGCAGCAAAUAUCUCGGCAUGAGCCUGAUCUUGAAACAAUUACACGAGUCUAAGACCAACAAUGAAGAAGUCAUUGUCGCCGUGAGUACGGCAAAUGGACUAUGGACAAACGUAUAUGGUUUCGUCAACUUCUUCGCCCCUUACCUUGAUCUGAACCUACACUACUUUAUCCACACUCAAGGGAGUCCGGACCAGUGUUAUAACAUCAAGAAGCUUUUCUUGGCUAUACAUGGGGUGCUGCAGGCUAAAGGAGAGUCUGAUGCCCAUGCGUUUAUCCGGCAGAUGAUUAGUAUCUCAUAUUCAAAAAUCAUGGUGUCUAGAGCAAAAGUCUCUGUCAAUGCGACGGUCGAGGGUCAUCGCAAUACUUCUGUCAUCCAGCGGCAGGACCCUGCGGAUCUUAGGGUUCGCUCUGACCCUGCUCUUCAAGUCGUUCUUGUGUUCGGGAUGGUGGCACAGAUUUUCACCCACGGUUUCACCAAAUAA